This is a messenger RNA of Penicillium soppii, 1071 nucleotides long. Its product is annotated as Zn(II)2Cys6 transcription factor. Gene Ontology annotation, molecular function: zinc ion binding; DNA-binding transcription factor activity, RNA polymerase II-specific; sequence-specific DNA binding. Lineage: Eukaryota; Fungi; Ascomycota; Eurotiomycetes; Eurotiales; Aspergillaceae. The coding region runs from base 1 to 1071 and encodes 356 amino acids. The record is from RefSeq and is a predicted model, not a curated record. Gene Ontology annotation, biological process: positive regulation of transcription by RNA polymerase II. The transcript has a single exon.
AUGUCGCGCCCUCUGAAGCAAAGAAACAUAGCCUGCGCUCGCUGUUUCCGUCUUAAGCGGAAAUGUGACCACGCAAAGCCAUCUUGCAGUGAAUGUCGUCGCAAAGGAGCUGAAUGCUUGCCCGCCAAGUCUCGGAAGUCGGGCGAUAACAUUACAAUCCCACUUGAAUAUUUGAGACAACUAGAGAAACGAGUAGCAGAGCUCGAUCAUAGUUCAAAUGCGAACUCAACAAGCUCAUGCGAGAUUGGUGUUCAGACAGAUUUUGAUGAUUUGGAUUGCACCGAUGCACGACAGUUGCUGGUCGACUCCGAUAUAAUCAGCAGCACGGAGAAUGACAUUCCCUCUUUGGUAUUCCCGGAAUUGCAAUACCAGGGCCUGAAGUCUCGCCGAACGCCUCUAUCACAGUACUCGUCUGAUGCAUUCUCCCUAUUAACGGAGUCUUCCUUCAACUUACCCUGGAUAGACAUGGCUCCUAUAUAUUCAUUUACUAGCGACGACUCAUCCUGGCUGAAAGAGCUAUACGCAAAUAUGUACUUCUCAGUCACCCACCGCGAAUGGCCAUUUUUAGACGAAGCUGCAUGGAAAUCAUGGCAUACGGAAGCAAUACUGAAUGGACAGGAUGAAUGGAGAGCCUUCUUUUUGCGAAUGGUAUAUGCCAUUGGCGCAUCUCUUUCCAGUACUUUACAGCGUGAUCCAUCGCACUCGGUGCGCUCGAAGGAAUUUUAUACAUCGGCAAUGAGAUAUUACCCCUAUGUUGUUGGUCAUUCGUCUUUGGUAUUACAGAUUCAAGCUUCGUUGCUUAUGAUUCUGUAUGCGUUGCAUUCUCCAUCCUCUGAGGAGAUCACGACGAGUGUUUCUUCCGUAUUACCUUUUUGUGCGGCUGCAAUGACGGAGAUUCGGAAACACGCCUCUAUCCGCAGGGAGAAUGGAUCGGCCACGGAGCCCGAUGAAGUUCUAUCGGAGAAGAUGUUUAUUACCUGUUACAUGCUCAACGAGGUCAUUGUCUCUGGUUGGGAUAGGCCCGUAUCGGCUGCGGACCGGGUUGUGGACGAUGACGUAAGUUAUGUCUGA